ACUGAAAACACUGAAGAUUGAAGAAGAAAAAAUGGGUGGUUUUGCUGCUGUUAAUGAUGAUAUUCUUCAAAAUAUACUCUUCAGGUUGCCAGCUUCAUCGUUCGCUUCAGCUGCCUGCGUUAGCAAAUCCUGGAACAAAGUUUGCGACAGAGUUUUGACUUGUCCCAAGCUUGCCUCUGCACUGUCUCUCAACCCUUCUCUCCCUGAUGCUGUGAAAGAGGCUCUUGACAAGGUUCUCUCCAAGCCAAUUCGUCCUCAGUUUGCCAUUGCCUCCAUCGGGUUACAGUUCAGCUUGGAAGCUGCUCAUCAAAUUAUCACCGAAAGACUGGGCUCCAAAGUACCAGUAGUUACCAAUGCUGCAUGUGGAAUCAUUGGUAGAGAUGCUAUCACCAACACAAUGAGAGAGGUUCGAUGGCACAUGAUACCUGCAGAGGAUGGUUCAGUUUCUCAAGAAUCCGAAGAAUUUAACCGAGGCAUUGUCUUGAUUGUUGGAUAUCUACCUGGACUGAAGGUUGAUGCCAUCCCUUUAUUAAGACCAAAGAUGGAGCAUCGGGUUACCAUGGUCGAUAGAUUUAUGAUGGAUAUAAGGAAUUACACAGUUUCUGUUUCUGGCAGUGUUAUUCCAGCUGGGGUGAUAAUGUUUGGAGAUCAACACAUUGACUUGACUCCUGUUCUUGCAGAGCUUGACUGUGUUAUGCCUGAAGAAACAGUGAUUGUAGGGGAAGCAAGUAGCCGCUUCGUAUGCAAAACUGCUCGUAAUUCUGAAGAAUACAAUCCUGAUCUAUACUUUUUUGAUGCUCUAGCUUUGGUAUUUGCAAAGGAUAAAAAUAAGCCUCCUGGCAUUGGAGAGACUCGAUUCCAUGCGACAUUGUCAACCGGUGUAAUGCCCUUCGGCCCUGAGCUCAAGGCAAUAUCUGUAACAGCUAAAGGCACAGAAUGUUCAUGGCUCACAGCCAGCAUGAAUGGGUACCAUCAAAUAUUAGAUAGCCAGAGGCUUUUGGAUGAUAUCAGUGAAGAGAUGGAUGAUGAGGCCGCUGAUUUAUACAUUGGGGUCAUACAGAAAAGACCAUCGUCCCUUGAGCACGAGAAAAUGAAGCUACGAACAUACUUGGCCUUCUAUGAAGUUUUAGGAGGGGAUGAAGAAUAUUUAGUGGUGGAUGGUGUUGGCAUAAAACCUGGAGACACAUUCUUAUUCUACCAUUCGGACUCGGCCACUGCAUCAUCAUCUUGCCUUAAUGCCUUUGAAAAACUGAAAGUUCUGAAACCAGCAGCUUCAAGUUCCCGAAAUCCCUACUCCAACAUGGACAGCAAUGGCGGAGUGUUCGGGGGGUUGCUUUUUUCAUCCCAUUACCGUGGAGAAACAUACUUUGACAGCUUCCCAAUCUACAGCAAUUUCCCUGGUACACCAUUAGCGGGCAUUGUUUGUAAUAGAGAGAUCGGACGUGACUCCACAGCGGCUUCAAUGUGGCAAGAAGCUAAAGAAGAAAGCCCAGCUCGUUGUUCCCUCCAUGUUUGCACCACUGUCUAUUUGGUGUUCGUAUAUGUUCCGCCAGCUCGAAAUCUUUAUAUCAAUUAAGACCGUUUCUCGCUUUUAUGGCAUGUUGCAUGUCUGUGUGCAACUUAUUCGACCCUUUUUCUGCCUAAAUAUUUAGACUUUAAUAGAGUGUUUCUUUAAUUUGUAAUAAAAGAAAGUACUUGCUGUUUUAGACCCUAAA
This is a messenger RNA of Gossypium raimondii (Peruvian cotton), 1715 nucleotides long. RefSeq names its product F-box/LRR-repeat protein At5g63520. Gene Ontology annotation, biological process: protein polyubiquitination; positive regulation of proteasomal ubiquitin-dependent protein catabolic process. The record is from RefSeq and is a predicted model, not a curated record. The transcript has 10 exons. Lineage: Eukaryota; Viridiplantae; Streptophyta; Magnoliopsida; Malvales; Malvaceae. Gene Ontology annotation, molecular function: protein binding. Bases 32 to 1576 code for a protein of 514 amino acids.